AUGCUUUCUUACAGUGGUGGCAUCGUCGGUCUUGUCAUCUUGAUCCUUGACUUAAUCGUCAUCUUUGAAGUCAUGAACUCAAACCGUGCUAUUUCUGGAAAAUUGGGUUGGUCUCUCUUGGUCUUUUUCUUCCCUAUUGUUGGCUUAAUCCUUUACUUCUUCUUUAGUAAUCGUCAAGAACAUAACGCACGCUACGAACCGCUUAUAUAA
Molecule: messenger RNA, 210 nt
Organism: Rhizopus microsporus ATCC 52813
Lineage: Eukaryota; Fungi; Mucoromycota; Mucoromycetes; Mucorales; Rhizopodaceae
Exons: 2
Coding region: 1-210 (69 amino acids)
Source: RefSeq, a predicted model, not a curated record